Messenger RNA from Vombatus ursinus (common wombat), 2221 nucleotides. RefSeq names its product PR/SET domain 5 (gene PRDM5). Gene Ontology annotation, cellular component: nucleus. Gene Ontology annotation, molecular function: DNA-binding transcription activator activity, RNA polymerase II-specific; protein binding; RNA polymerase II cis-regulatory region sequence-specific DNA binding. The record is from RefSeq and is a predicted model, not a curated record. Lineage: Eukaryota; Metazoa; Chordata; Mammalia; Diprotodontia; Vombatidae. The transcript is spliced from 16 exons. The coding region runs from base 1 to 1902 and encodes 633 amino acids. Gene Ontology annotation, biological process: regulation of transcription by RNA polymerase II.
AUGCUGGGCAUGUAUGUGCCCGACAGGUUUGCGCUCAAGUCUUCCCAAGUUCAGGACGGGAUGGGGCUUUACACGGCCCGAAGAGUGCGAAAGGGUGAAAAGUUUGGCCCAUUUGCUGGAGAGAAGAAAAUGCUUCAGGAUUUGGAUGAAAAUAUGGACUACAGGUUGAUGUGGGAGGUGCGUGGAAGUAAGGGCCAAGUCCUCUACGUUUUGGAUGCCAGCAACCCACGCUUCUCUAACUGGUUGCGCUUUGUUCAUGAGGCACCCACCCCAGAGCAGAAGAACCUGGCCGCCAUUCAGGAAGGAGAAAACAUCUUCUACUUAGCGGUGGAAGAUAUAGAGACAGACACGGAGCUUUUGAUUGGCUACCUGGACAGUGACAUGGAAGAGGAUGAGGAGGAAGAGGAAGAGGCGGAGGAAACAGCUGUAAAUAAAGAGACUCAUGGGAAACGUACCAAAAAAACACCACCAGCUCACGUGAAAGAUUCUCCAAACUGUAAAAAGGACCAUGCCUGUCCCCACUGUGAAUCCAGCUUUGCCAGCCAGGAGAUCCUGGCUGAGCACCUGCAGAUGCUCCAUCAAAAGCCAAGUGAGGAGAAGGAAUUCAAAUGCAAGAACUGUGGGAAGAAAUUCCCAGUGAAGCAAGCUUUACAGAGACACAUCCUUCACUGCGUGGAGAAGAGCUCCCCUGGGGAUUCCCUGAAGACUUUCCGCUGUUCUGUGUGCAAUACAUCCCUGAGCUCAGAAUCGAGUUUGGAGCAACACAGAGAGGUGUGCCGAGGGGAUCCCCAAUUCAUCUGCAAGACUGAGGGCUGUGGAAAGAGAUUCAGAAGUAAAGAUGCACUGAAAAAACACAAGGAAAACAUUCAUGCUGGGAACUCCAGGAAGAAGCUCAUGUGUACAGUGUGCAGUAAGAAGUGUUCUUCAUCGUCAACUCUUCAGGAACACCGGAAGGUCCAUGAGAUCUUUGAAUGUCAAGAAUGUAACAAGAAAUUUAUUACUCCCAAUCAGCUAAAGCGUCACAUGAUUACCCAUUCAGAAAAACGUCCCUACAACUGUGAGGUUUGUAAUAAGUCCUUCAAACGAAUCGAUCAGGUGGCCGCACACAAAAUCAUACACAGUGAAGAUAAACCUUACAAAUGCAAGCUUUGUGGCAAGGGAUUUGCCCACAGAAAUGUUUACAAGAACCACAAAAAGACCCACUCUGAGGAGAGGCCCUUCCAGUGUGAGGAAUGCAAAGCUUUGUUCCGGACCCCCUUCUCUUUGCAGAGACACCUGCUAAUACAUAACAGUGAACGAACUUUCAAGUGUGAUCAGUGUGAUGCUACCUUUAAAAGGAAAGAUACCUUAAAUGUUCACAUCCAGGUGGUCCAUGAUGGACACAAAAAAUACAAAUGUGAUCUGUGUGACAAGGCGUUUGUAACACCUUCUGUGCUUAAAAGUCACAAAAAAACACACACAGGAGAAAAGGAGAAGAUAUGCCCAUAUUGUGGACAGAAAUUUGCAAGCAAUGGGACGUUACGAGUACACAUUAGAAGUCAUACAGGUGAGCGCCCAUACCAGUGUCAUUACUGUGAUAAAGCUUUUAGCAAAAAUGAUGGAUUGAAGAUGCAUAUCCGGACCCACACUAGGGAGAAGCCCUACCAAUGCUCUCAGUGCAACAAAGCCUUCAGUCAGAAACGAGGCCUGGAUGAGCACAUGAGGACACACACCGGUGAGAAGCCAUUCCAGUGCGAUGUUUGCGACUUGUCCUUCAGCCUGAAGAAAAUGUUGAUCCGCCAUAAACUGACUCACAACCCCAAUCGUCCUAUGGCUGAAUGCCCCUUCUGCCACAAGAAGUUCACACGGAAUGACUACCUCAAAGUCCACAUGGAGAAUGUCCAUGGAGAGGCCGAUAGCUGACCAGGCAAUGAGAGGUCGGGGAAGAUAUGGCCCUCCUUUCUUAUAACAGUCAAUUAAAUAUUUGCAGGGACUACACUUUGUCAGAAAAAAAAGGCAUGUUGGAAAGCAUCUGUUGUGUGAAAACUAAAUGUAUCCGUAAUUUGAACAGUGGAGAUGCACAUGAUGAGGUGAAAGUCUUCCACAGGUCACACAGUCAAGAGAGAAAAAUGUCAUUUGAAGUGACCCAGUGACAAGAACAUUGACUCAGGAAUUAGGACUCCUGGGCUCAAAGCCCACUUCUGAUGCUUACUGACUGUGACCUUGAACAAGACACUUAACU